AUGUCUCACGCCCUUUUCAACAAGACCAGCCCUCCAUUCGGCCCCAUCGUCAACGGCACAAAUCCUCUUUUUUCUAACAUCAACCCAAUGAAGGCGCUGCUUGGACCUUUGUCGUUUUGCGAGGCCUUUGGCUAUUACGGUCGCGUUCAGGCGCACAGUGAGCCCAACAUUGCAGGCCCUUUCAUCAUGCAGAACAUCUUAAUUCUGGGAACGACGCGACUCAUCGUUGCGACCGUGUACAUGACCCUUGGACGAUCUAUCCGGGUCUUCCAAAUCCGAGAUCGGAUAGUAAUCCCGCCCCGUCCGAUGACGGUUUUCUUUGUCACGGUGGAUUUAGGAUGCUUUGUUACCCAGGUCUUCGGUUCAGCAGCACCAGCAUCGGGUGAUCUGAAGGGGAUUGCCCUGGGUAGAGCCCUCAUCAUUUCGGGAUUGAUCGUGCAACUUGCGGCUCUGGGCCUAUUUCUCAUCAUUACCUCGGUCUCUCGCCGGUUGGUUAGAACGAGUAUAGCAGACUACAAGAUGACGGGAAUGCCCAGCUCCUCAAGGUACUUUCAAGCCACCUACUUGGUUGGUGGUGCAAUGAUGUCGUUUAUGCUUUCAUACACGCUGGAAAGUUAUUUCGCGACGCUUAGUACCUGA
Messenger RNA from Fusarium vanettenii 77-13-4, 639 nucleotides. RefSeq lists its product as uncharacterized. The transcript has 3 exons. The record is from RefSeq and is a predicted model, not a curated record. Gene Ontology annotation, cellular component: membrane. NCBI's taxonomy places the organism in Eukaryota, Fungi, Ascomycota, Sordariomycetes, Hypocreales, Nectriaceae. Bases 1 to 639 code for a protein of 212 amino acids.